AUGGGACGUUACACCACAGAAGAAAGAGACGAAGCAGUGCCAAAAAUAUUCACCUCUCUUUCAUUUCUGUAAAGAUCCUGUGCGUUUGCGUACGUGUGCAUUCAGUGGUACGGCGUGCACUUAUCGAAUCUAGUGACCGCAGACCGCGGAUGUGACAAACGGAUUUCGCCGUCCUUUUUCCUGGUGAUUAAAUUUACUCAACAAAAAUUACAAAAGUUGUGACACCACCAUUGCUGGAAAAAAAUGUCCCAAAAAAUGAAGAAACCCACCGCAAAAUCGUCCACCGUCUCCACCACCCAACUCCCGAGCGGUGCCCAAUCCGUGUCCUCGUCCGCCUCGACCGUGUCCAGCGCGUCGGAAUCAACGGAAACGGCGCUCAGUCCAUCGCGCCGUAGCCGGCUGCACGAGAAGAACAGUUUGAUGAACCUAAACGAUCGGCUCGCUUGCUACAUCGAGCGGGUACGCUAUCUGGAGCAGGAAAACUCGCGUCUCUCACUCGAGCUGACCACCUUCCAGGAGACGGCAUCGCGCGAAGUGUCCGGCCUGAAAGCGAUCUACGAGCACGAGCUAGCCGACGCCCGCAAGCUGCUCGAUGAAACGGCACGCGAGAAGGCAAAGGUCGAAAUCGAUGCCAAACGCUACUGGGAGGAGAAUGAGCAGCUGCGAACGAAGGUGAACCGCCGCACGAAGGAGCUUAGCGAGCUGGAAAAGGAAGCACGCGCAAAUGAAUCGCGCUGUAUCGAGCUGACCGCCAACUACAAUACGAUCUGCUCCGAGCGUAAGAAGCUGCAGGAUGAGCUGCGGGAGGCGGAAAAGGAAGCGGACAAGCUGCGCCGCCAGUUCGACACGAUGCGGAAGGACUUCGAGCACGAAACGUUGAUCCGUGUCGAUCUGGAAAACAACAUCCAAAGCUUGCGCGAGGAGCUGACGUUCAAGGAGCAGGUUCACAGUCAGGAGCUGAGCGAGAGCAAGCUACGCCGGCAGAGCGAGAUCAGCGAAAUCGAUGGAUUCCUGAUGGAGCAGUACGAGACGAAGCUGCAACAAACGCUGCAAGAGUUGCGCGAUCAGUACGAGCAGCAGUUGCGCCUGAACCGUGAAGAAUUGGCCGAUCUGUUUGAGGGCCGCAUACAGGCACUGGAGAAUCGGCUCACGCACGAACGCUCCCGGCACGACGAGGAGAAGGCAAAGCUGGAGCUCGAGCUCGAUCGCAUGCGGAACGAGAUGGCGGUACAGCUGAAAGACUAUCAGGACCUGAUGGACAUCAAGAUCUCGCUCGAUAUGGAAAUAGCCGCGUACGAUAAGCUGCUCUCGUCGGAAGAAACGCGCCUCAACAUGACGUCCAACGUGACGUCCAGCAGCAGCUCGGCGGUCGGUUCCGCUGCAUUCACGUCCAGCUCGCGCCUAUUUCGCACACCGUCGCUGAAACGCAAACGCAACAAUCUGGAUGAAUCGAUCGACUAUUCCGUGGUAGCUUCCGCCAAGGGUGAUGUCGAGAUAACGGAGUGUGAUCCCGAGGGACGCUUCGUUCGUAUCGCAAACAAAUCCAAGCAAGAGUACAAACUGGACGGGUGGCAGCUGAUCCGACGUCCCACGGAUGGUGCUGAGGUUACCUAUCGCUUCCCAAAGUCUGCCAAAAUCGAAGGAAACGGUAUGGUGACCGUAUGGGCCACGGUUGCCAAUCGAAAACCGGACCCACCAACCGAUCUGGUAAUGAAGAGCGCCCUCUGGACGGUAACGGAUGCGAUGGCGACCGUCCUGCAGAACGGAGACGGUGAGGAGGUGGCACAGGUCGAACGGCACCGCGUGAUGAAGCCACCGAAGGACAAAUACUUCCACGAGGAGAGUGGCGGACGGUUGGGCGUGUACUCAUCGUCCGCCUCUUCCGGGCUUUCGCGAUCUCCACCGUCGGGCUCGUUGGGCCAAGCUGCGAGCAAACCGGAUGAACAGUGUAGCAUCAUGUGAAGGUCGCUUGUGAGGCGCCCCCUCCAUGCUUUGUAGCUCUUAAGUACCGUCUCUAGCCGUGCACUUUGCCCCUGUCUUUCGUAAAGGUCAUUUUGAAUGUAAAAAUGUAAAUCGCCAAACGACACGGUGCACAUUCGGUUUUGUUUUUGUUCCUAUAAGAAUAAUAAAUUGCAUGAAAUCUGA
Anopheles stephensi (Asian malaria mosquito) is the source of this 2145-nucleotide messenger RNA. Its product is annotated as lamin Dm0-like. The transcript is spliced from 2 exons. NCBI's taxonomy places the organism in Eukaryota, Metazoa, Arthropoda, Insecta, Diptera, Culicidae. The record is from RefSeq and is a predicted model, not a curated record. Bases 244 to 1962 code for a protein of 572 amino acids.